This is a messenger RNA of Cladophialophora immunda, 3266 nucleotides long. RefSeq lists its product as uncharacterized. The record is from RefSeq and is a predicted model, not a curated record. The transcript is spliced from 3 exons. Gene Ontology annotation, molecular function: protein tyrosine/serine/threonine phosphatase activity. The coding region runs from base 482 to 2554 and encodes 690 amino acids. Gene Ontology annotation, biological process: protein dephosphorylation; nuclear DNA replication. NCBI's taxonomy places the organism in Eukaryota, Fungi, Ascomycota, Eurotiomycetes, Chaetothyriales, Herpotrichiellaceae.
CCGCUGAGCAUUCCACAACUCGACACGAACGACUUCUAUCUGAAUACCUUUGGAUACUUCCUUUGCUCUUGUCGUUGCGAGACCACACGAUCCAGAACCAGAGUCGUCCGCUCUAUCUCUUCCUCCUCCCUCUACAUCUACCACGACAGUAUCCUCGCACGCUCGUGUCGAACUAUAUCCUGCCCUCCAUUGACCCUGCCUCUCUACCUACACCACUCUAUCGUCCCGGUUGAUAACAUUGUGGGAGCGCUCAGCGAGCAAACACCUCAGUCUUUGUCUCUUCUGAAACCUAGUAUCUUGGUUGAUGCUGAUUGACGGAGACCUCGGGCCAGCACGUGUUCGACUCUUUCCUCGAUACCUGCUGUUGUGCAGGACCGGCUAGGACUCCUGUAGGCGCAGGACGAGCCUGGGGAGGGGUUUCCUGCUCAGGAUAACAACCCGAGCCACAUCCCACCUCGUCUCCCCCGUCAAUCACAACAAGAUGGCUACAGUGGUGGUCCAACAACAACCCCAAGUUCGACAGUCGACUCCUCCACCCGUCGGCCCGACUAUUUCACUGCAUCAAGCUCGAUCUUCGACACCCAUCCCCAACAAACACUUACCUUACUGUCCACCAGGACCGGUUCCCUCCCAGACGCAAAUCACUCCUCCCAACUCUCCUCCAUUACGAAACGUCGCCCCCAAACCCACCUCGCUCCUACACCCCGCAAGCAACUACCAGAGGCUGUGUAAUUCUCCGCCCAUAUAUGGCAUCUCGGCCAAACAGGUAGCUGAAGCCCUCGAACACUAUUCUCGUCAGCCCCUUCCACACCCGUCGUCGGUCUUUCCAUGGCUCCAUGGGCUCCAUCCCGAGAACCAUAUCCAAUUGGCCUUCUUUGUCGCAAGGAAAAAGUCGCUGCGAAAGAUACCAAAAUGCUUGCGAGGGAUAACCAUCAUCAAGGCUGGGGGCGACCUGAGUCGCUCGAGGAUCAAAGGGGCUAUUUGCCCAGAUGAAGUCCUCAACUUGUCAGAGAGCAAUGGCCGGGGCUUCGUCGACUGUGACCCACGAGAAGGCUUCUCGGUGCGCAAUUUCCACAUCCAAGCGGCCAAGAUGGCAAUGGUGUCCGACAUCAUCGUAUAUGGCGAUGAAGACACAGACCACCGCAUCAUCAAGUCUGUUGCCGAGAGAACAGCAUCUGUGCAGAAGAAAUGGCGAAAGGAACUGGAAAGCAUCGGCCAAUGUCCCGAGCCUUUCAAUACCUUCGUGUUGACGCAGUCUUUUGAAGACUUUGAGCAGUUGUAUCCGGAAUUGGUGGCCGUUGAUUCCCAAGGCAGAUAUCAGGACCAUACACUUGAUUUCCUCCAACAAGAAAGACGAGAAAUGUGCGCCAUGUCCAAGGCCUCGGAAAUCUCACAUGCCGUCUUCCAAGGCCCGUCGCCGGGGCCCUACACCGACCCACCGUCCAGCCUUGAUGACCCGAGUUACGAUCUCUAUGUGGAAGCCAGUGAUCAUGCAUCACUUCCAGACGACAAACUCCUGGCUGCGAAAUUGAAACAGCUCGAAGAACGCGAGGAGGACGACGACCCAGUCCACAUGACAUUCCCCAGCUCAGGAAGUAUUCUACCACCAUCAUGGUCCCAAGUCGAAGUCGACGGCAUCCUGCGUAUGUGUCGGUGGCUCUACAACCUCACUCAUACCAUGAAACCUGUCAGCAAAUGCAGCGACGAAGACGGCGACAUUCAGAUGUCUGAAUUCGCACCUCGUCCCCGGCGGGUCCUGUUGCACUGUGCAGAUGGGUACACCGAAACCUCCAUGCUGGCCGUCGCGUACUUCAUGUACGCUGAAGGUGUUCCCCUACACGAGGCGUGGAUUCGCCUGCACUGUGAGAAGCGACGCAAUUUCUUCGCUUACCCUUCGGACGUCUCUCUGUUGAAUGCUAUUCAAGGCCGCAUUCUAGGUGAAUCGCCAAAAUUCGAUUCCUCAAAACUCUCCUCCAUAGAAGCGCCGGCAUGGCUGGCCAGGCUGGACGGUAGCUUGCCAAGUCGCAUCCUCCCGUACAUGUACCUGGGCAAUCUGACACAUGCGAAUAACCCUCAAAUGCUCAAGCUAUUGGGCAUUCGCCGGAUUUUGAGUGUCGGGGAGCCGGUCUCCUGGACGGAACAGGAAAUCAACGAUUGGGGACGAGAAAAUCUGCUGAUGGUGGAUCGUGUGCAGGACAAUGGGAUCGAUGAACUGACAUUGGAGAUGGAAAGGUGUCUAGAGUUCAUUGAACGAGGAAAGCAGGAUGGCACCGCGACACUAGUCCACUGCCGUGUUGGCGUUUCUCGCUCUGCAACCAUUUGCAUUGCCGAAGUCAUGGCAAGUCAGGGGCUGAGUUUCCCUCGUGCAUACUGCUUUGUCCGCGCCCGCCGCCUCAACGUGAUCAUCCAACCACACCUGCGCUUCGUCUACGAAUUGAUGAAAUGGGACGAGUUACAGCAAGAGAAACGUGGUGUGGUCGUCAAGAGGGAACUUGAGUGGGCGGCCGUGGCGAGGGAGAUUGCUGCGAUGAACAGACCUUACGCACGGUCAUGAUCCUCGAGUGUUCCAAGAUGGCGCCUGUUGCCGGUCUCGGUCUCUUGUCAAGCCCGGGUUCAGGUUCAUCCGUUGACUCUGCCUCCGCCGGACGAGCGAGUAGAGGUUCAAAAGAGCUGGAAUGAGCCUCAUACAGCUGGCCUCCUAGCCAGACAGGCGGACUCUUUUGACACCUGCUCAGGAGUCGUUGAUGUUGCUGUUGCUGUUGUCAUGAUAUUGUGUUGAUGUACGAUGAGCCAAAUGUGUCAUGACUACAGAUGUUACGGAUUGGAUAUAUGAUGGAUGACGGACGUUGUACAUGACUGUUAUGAAGAGCUGAUGAUGGGCGCAUCUGGACCAAACAUUUUGGAAUCAGCUUUUUAUAAGGCCUCGAUGGCAGGGCGCACAAUGGGCGGGCUUGGGCUCUGUGUUGAGAUCCUUACAUUGGGUAAGGGAGGCUCUACAUUCACGCCAUGCAGUGUCGCGCUGUGCCCUGGCCCUGUGUGCUCUAUAGCCGAAAGCCAAAGCACCUGGCGCUCGGUUUUGUUUCUUGGAUUUCGCUAUAAAAGCUGCUGGGACACCGGGGUUGGAUCUGGGAGCCAGCUCAGGGGAUGAUGCUAGCAAUGAAGGAACCUCAAUUUUCAGCCACCAAAAAGGCUCCUACACUUAUUUUACUUCCCUCACUAAUAUCUGGUCGUGCAUGUUCCCAAUUAACCACAUUAUUUAUAUCUGC